Molecule: messenger RNA, 291 nt
Organism: Penaeus indicus
Lineage: Eukaryota; Metazoa; Arthropoda; Malacostraca; Decapoda; Penaeidae
Exons: 2
Coding region: 1-291 (96 amino acids)
Source: RefSeq, a predicted model, not a curated record
AUGGCGGGCGCGGGUGUGGGUGGUGUUACAACGGCUGUCACGACGGUGCAGAGGUGCGGAGGUGGAAAUGGAGGUGGAGGUGAAAGAGGUGGUUCAGGUGGAGGAAAUGUAGGUGGAGGUGGAAGAGGUGGUUCAGGUGGAGGAAAUGUAGGUGGAGGUGGAAGAGGUGGUUCAGGUGGAGGAAAUGUAGGUGGAGGUGGAAGAGGUGGUUCAGGUGGAGGAAAUGUAGGUGGAGGUGGAAGAGGUGGUUCAGGUGGAGGAAAUAUAGGUGGGGGUGGAAAAGGUGUCUAA